Molecule: messenger RNA, 1979 nt
Organism: Manihot esculenta (cassava)
Lineage: Eukaryota; Viridiplantae; Streptophyta; Magnoliopsida; Malpighiales; Euphorbiaceae
Exons: 6
Coding region: 415-1710 (431 amino acids)
Biological process (GO): regulation of asymmetric cell division
Source: RefSeq, a predicted model, not a curated record
AUAAAAAUGUAAUCCUGCUUACACAAUCGAUGUGAGAUUCGAAGGAGUUCUAAACUGGAAGACUGGUGGACGGUGGAGGUAUUUCUCAUUACCAAACCAUGUGAAUUUUGUACUUUCUAUAUUCAAUGAAAGAGUACAAGAGGAUUUUGCAGCAGCAGCAGCCAGCAUGAAGUUUAUGGAUGUGCAGUUUUUUUGGUUAGGAACAAGAAAUCAUGCUUCUUUCUUUCUUGUGAAUACGAAUUGGCUCUUGCUUUCCAUUCUUGAUUUGAUGAAUGCAGGGGAUGCCCAAAGAAUCUGCAUACGAACCAGCAAAGUGUUAAUGCAGAUCAUCUCCUGCAGCGUCGUCCAGAAUGGCUAGUCCUCAAGUUAUAAUGUACCCAAAUCUACAGGUUCUUGAAGUGAACCUCCGGAGGAAUGAGAGGUUCAAGAUUGAUUCAUAACGAGAGAAAUUGUGCAUCAGAAAAGAUGUUCCAGUUUAUCAGAGAAUUGAACAUGAUUUAUGCUGAUGAAAAUCCAGGCACUGAGUCCCGUUUGAACUUGAACGAUUUGCCUGUUUACAAGUCUUUCGAAUUCAUUGAUAACUCUGGGGAGCCGAAAGGAUUAAUUCAGGAUCAGAAUCUUAGAAUAAAACCUAACAGAAAGAAACAGCAUGGAGUGCUCAGGAACCGCAAAGGAUCUGAUGGUUUCAGGUCUUCGGAUGAUUCAUCACGAUAUGCUAAGAGUUCCAUCGGUGAAUCAGAAGGAAGCAUGGGAAGGAAGAAGGUUUAUUUAAAAAAGGAUCUGCACGACUACGACAGUCCAGAGAUGGUUUGUUUCUUGGAUGACAGCAGUUAUGAUUUUAUCAAGGAUAUUUUGACGGAAACAGAACCACUUUCCCAGGAUAAAUAUUUGACAGAAAACUAUGAACUGGACCAUUGUAAUUUCUCUUCAACUGUGAACUCUGAUUCAGAAAGUAGUGACUCCACCCAAGAAACUCUGGAAAGAUUAUCAUGCAUUGCAAAUGAAUUGAAAUUCAUAGCAGAAGAUGACUGCAAAAAUGAGCGACAUAAUUCCAAAAGGUUUCUGACGGAUGAAGAUGGUUUGGAUAAAGGAGAUGAUGAUGUUAUGAUUGAUCAUCCUGCUAAAAAUAUUGUACAUGUCAUUCACCUAUCUGAAGAGGUAAAAGAUGAUGACUGCGAAAAUGAGCAACAUGGUUGCAGAAGGUUGACAAUGGGAGAUGAAGAAGGUUUCCAAGGAAGACGUGCGAUUUCAAUAGAUCAUUCUGUUGAAGACAUCGUACGCACAAUUCAGUUAAUCAAAGGGAAAUUACAGGUUCAAAUGGAGGAGGAAGGAGCACUGUCCAACCCAAAUUGCAAACAAGUUCUUGAAAAUGACAGCCUGUCCUCUUGCCCCGAAAGCCUAAGAAUUUCAAGUGACAAAGAAUCUUUAGCCAGCUCCAUUGAAGCCGAUCGUCCCUCAGAUCAGAUAGAAAACUCAGGGAGUAGCAUCAUAGAACAUUCAGGGGGUAGCAUCUCUCUUACUUCAAGUAACAGCACUGCCAGCACACGUUCUUUUGCCUUCCCCGUAUUGACAACAGAAUGGCCUGCCAGCCCUGUAAGAAUGAGAGGUGGUGAUGAGACGCUACGGCAGGCGAGUGCAGAUCACCGAAGACGAAUGCACAGGCCCCGACGUUGGAAAGCGCUUUUUUGCUGUAAAUCCAAGUUGCGUUAGAGUUUUUCCUCUUAUUUUGUGUGUUGGAUGCAAAGAAGUCAUGUUCUCUUUUCCAUUUUCCAUGUGUGAACUUUCUAUGCAUUUAUAGCGGAUGUGAGCCUUCCUUAGCGGCCUAGGGGUGAUUUCUUCUGGUGGAAAGUAAAAUGGUUUCAGCUUGCUUGGGUUGUAUAUAAUUGACGCAUUCUCACUCUGUUAACACACCAAAGCAUUUCUAUGCAUUGUAAGUGAAACUGUUAAUUAGAUCAACUUCCUUGAAUUUUUUAUGUUAA